Molecule: messenger RNA, 462 nt
Organism: Penicillium longicatenatum
Lineage: Eukaryota; Fungi; Ascomycota; Eurotiomycetes; Eurotiales; Aspergillaceae
Product: tautomerase family protein
Exons: 1
Coding region: 1-462 (153 amino acids)
Source: RefSeq, a predicted model, not a curated record
AUGCCUCUCUGGCAAAUCUAUCACCCACACGGCACUUUCGAGGACGAUGCGUCCAAACAAGCCUUUGCAGACGACAUCACCAAGAUGUACGUCGGAUUUGGUCUGCCAGCCUUCUACGUGGUAACCCAAUUCCACAAGAUGGAAAGCAACAACGUUUUCGUUGGCGGGAAAAUAAGAACUGCCACUGAUAAACCAUUUGUACGCGUGGUGAUAAACCACGUCGCGGUCCGCAUUCCCGAUUCCGAUGCAGCAUUCCUUCGCACUACCUCUCGCCUGGAUGAGGCUAUGAAACCCCAUCUCUUGGAUAAGGGAUAUGAUUUUGAAUAUACCGUUGAAGAGACGGAGAGACGGCUUUGGAAGAUUAAUGGUUUGAUUCCUCCUCCUAACAAAAGUGCCGAGGAGCGGGUUUGGGCUGAGGAGAAUAAGCCGUUGCCUUAUGAGGGUGCUUAUCCGCCCAAGUGA